AUGAUAGUCACUUGCCUUCUUCUCUCUGCAGUCUGGACCCUUGUAUCAGGAUCCGUGCAGGUGAUGCACAGAAAGGUCCAGUCGGUCCAGGCAGGUGGAAACGUUACUUUUUCGUGCCGGCUGAUCACGAACGAAGACGCGCUACAAGUGACCUGGCAGAAGGAAAUGGAAGGGGAAGACGACAAUAUAGCAACUUACAGCACCGUGAACGGCCAAAAGAUUGUGAAGAGCUACGGCAGCAACGUGAGCUUUGCCCACAGUGGGCUACAAACCUCGGCCAUCUCCCUUCAGGGAGUCACUUUCCAGGACGAGGGAUGCUACAAGUGCAUCUUCAACAUAUUUCCCUCCGGGGCUGUCACCGGCAGGAUGUGUCUCAAGGUUUACGGCAUAUCAGACCCCAAAGUAGAAGCUAAGUUUAUACCCAGUCCAGACAAAGCCAAAGAUAACGACAAAGUGGUGGGAAUAAGCUGCUCGGCAACAGGGAAGCCAGCUCCCAAAAUCACCUGGCAGCUUCCCAGCACCCUGCAGGAGAUACCAAGGGAGCACCGCAGAAGAGUCAGCAACCAGACUGUGACCGUCAUCAGCAAUCUCACCCUCGCCCUCUCCAAGGUCUUCCAGGAGCGCCCCAUCGCCUGCGUGAUUCAGCACCCGUCUCUGAACAAGACGCUGGUUCUGCCCGUAGAUGGCCUGACGCAGGGUCAGGACACAGCUGCAGUGCCAGCCCUUGCCACCACCCUUGGGGUGUUAGUUCCUCUAAUUUCCCUCCUCCUACUCAGCUUCCUCUUCUGCUGCUGCCUGAGACAGCUGCAUGGACCGGAGCGACACCGAGGCUGGCCCUGCUUG
Messenger RNA from Tinamus guttatus (white-throated tinamou), 843 nucleotides. The record is from RefSeq and is a predicted model, not a curated record. Lineage: Eukaryota; Metazoa; Chordata; Aves; Tinamiformes; Tinamidae.